This is a messenger RNA of Aspergillus heteromorphus CBS 117.55, 429 nucleotides long. RefSeq lists its product as uncharacterized. The record is from RefSeq and is a predicted model, not a curated record. Bases 65 to 298 code for a protein of 77 amino acids. NCBI's taxonomy places the organism in Eukaryota, Fungi, Ascomycota, Eurotiomycetes, Eurotiales, Aspergillaceae. The transcript has a single exon.
UGGUGGUGGUGUCACAUUGGUACCAUUGGCGUGUCGACUAAUCUGGCAGACAGCUAGUCAGACCAUGCUUCCUGCUCCACGUUAUGGCGCUGCAUCCCAUCCCAUCCCAAUGAUCCCAUCCCAUCCCACCCCAUUCCAUCUUUCUCCACCAUCUCGAGCCCACAUGCACACUGCACCGCGCUGCACUGCACUGCACCGCACCACACUUGGGCGUGCAUCGCGUCAAAUCCGAGGCCAGCGUGCGUUUCGACUCGAUGCUACGGCUGAGAUUGGCCGCACUACUUACCUACAUACCUAGCACAUACAUCCAGAUGAUCGUCUCCCCUCCCUCCCCCCUCCUGAUUUCUUUCGGAUCUUGGUGCACGAAGUCAAGUACCGGAUUACGUUUGGUUUGCCACUCACUCACUCUGCGCCUCUGCGCCUCGAGGU